Molecule: messenger RNA, 1883 nt
Organism: Ctenopharyngodon idella (grass carp)
Lineage: Eukaryota; Metazoa; Chordata; Actinopteri; Cypriniformes; Xenocyprididae
Product: putative carbonic anhydrase 3
Exons: 9
Coding region: 201-1265 (354 amino acids)
Cellular component (GO): plasma membrane
Molecular function (GO): zinc ion binding; carbonate dehydratase activity
Source: RefSeq, a predicted model, not a curated record
CCAAUUAAAACAUUUUGAUGCCUGUCCAUAGUCAUAUCUUUGCACAUUUCAGGACUUUGAUAGCAUUUGAGAAUAAAGCUUUCACACAUGCAGUAGUUUUCUAACAGGGCAAUACAGGAACCAGGUUUUGGUUUUUAAUGUGAAGAGAGGCAGCCAAGUGCAGUAUUCAAGGACUGGUGAAGUCAAUUUAAUUGACUAAAAUGAUGAAUGCUUUUGUAGCCUGCCUUGCAGCUUGUCUGUGGCCGGUGGUGCACACUGCACCAACCUCUGUGUCAUGGUGCUAUAACAGGCCGUCCUGUAAUGAUGUCACUUGGCCCACAACUGCAAGUAAAGACUGUAACGGCACUCAUCAGUCUCCAAUAGACAUCGUAACCGCCAAUGUCCAGGCUAAUGCUAAUCUGACCUCUUUCAACUUCACUGGCUACAAUGACAAAACGACUUUAACUGAGAUUAAAAACACUGGCAAGACAGUUAAAGUUACACUUGAUCACAAAAGAAUGCAUGUGGAAGGAGGUGAUCUGCCAGGCUCGUUUGCCAGUAUGCAGUUUCAUCUCCACUGGGGCAACGGCAGCACCAUGCCUGGAUCUGAACACACUGUGGAUGGCAAACGAUACCCUAUGGAGUUGCAUAUUGUAAAUAAGGCUGAGCGUAAUGGUGGUGUGACUGGUGAUCCAAAAUUGGCAGUUCUUGGCAUCUUCAUUGAGGCCUCUAAUGACACUGGGAAACCGACAAGCUGGAAGAACUUGACAUCUUAUCUUGUGAAAAUUGCCAAUGCAGGUGAUAAAGCACGCAUUUCCCACAAUAUCUCCAUGGAUGAUCUGCUUCCUGGAGUGGACAGUGCUAAAUAUUACCGUUAUCUUGGCUCUUUGACAACGCCAAACUGCACUGAAGGUGUGUUGUGGACUAUCUUUAAAGAUCCAGUCAAAGUCAGCCAGGAUUUGAUUGACCUCUUCACUACGACGGUCUACAUCAACAAGACCACCAACUCUCCUCUAAUGACCAACACUUUCAGGAGUGUUCAGCCUGUAAAUGACAGGAUUGUGAUGUCACAGGUACCAGGUACCAAAACUACUGGCUUGCUCACACCAACUAGGCCGACAUCAACUGCAAAACCAACUAAACCAACAUCAGCCACAAAACAAACUACACCAACAUCAGCCACAAAACCAACUACACCAACAUCAAGCACAACAAACCCAUCCCAGGCUCUCGUGUGCCCACUUGUGAGUCUUGUACUCCUGUACGGCAUCCUACCUUUGUUCUAAAACUGAUCCACGAAAUUAAGGUACUUUUUAACUGAUGACUUUGGACCUGAUGGUAUAAUCCAUUUAAAUGUUUACAGAUGGGUUUAAAAAAGCAAUGUAAAUUUUAUCUGGUUUAAUGUAUAGUUCUUAGUGUUGUCAAGGUUUAAUAUUGUGGAAAGAUUUCAGUGUUUUUCAGCUAAAUGCUAGUUUCCAUGCUCUCAGCUUGUUUCCUGCAACUGUUUCAUAUGGAUGUGGAUGUCUCGCAGGUUGUGCACUGAAGGUCUUUGGUUGAAGUGCUGGGCAUGUUGUUUUUUUUAGUGCACAGUUUUGAAAAACAUUUGAGGUGCAUGUGUUUGGACUUUUAGCGUGAAUGCACUUGUUUUAAUAUUUAAUAUGACAAUAGUGUCAGCUUUGCAGUUUGAAAUGGAAAGUAAGCAGUGAAUGUAGGCUACAGGCUGAGUGUGUGUGUGUGUGUGUGUGUGCGUGGGGGGGGGGUGUAUCUGGUGGUUGUUUUGACAUUUCACUCAGGACUAUUUUGUAGAUUUUCACUGGUGUCAUUGUUGAGAUUGAGUUUUGUUUGUAGUGCAUACAAGGUUUUUUAUUUAUCCCCCUCCACAAAGGUGUCAUUGUCUGCUGUGG